AUGAGGAGACCGUGUCGUGUCCUUGGGGACCCCAUCGUGCCCUCGGGCCGCCAGCAGAUCGUGCGGGUUCUGGGCACCCCCGGCAACAAUCUCCAUGAGAUAGAGACCGCUCAAGGCCAGCGGUUCCUGGUCAACGUGCCCUCCAAAUACCGCAAGAACAUCUGGAUCAAGAGAGGCGACUACCUCAUCGUGGACCCCAUUGAAGAGGGGGAGAAGGUGAAGGCCGAGAUCUCCUUCGUACUCUGCAAGGACCACAUUCGCUCCCUGCAGAAGGACGGACUCUGGUAUGGGGCCCCGGGGACGUCCCUCAGGGCCCUAGGGAGAGCAGACGGGAGGAGGCAGGGGGUCCGGGGGGGACCCCGACUGAAGGACUGA
Tachyglossus aculeatus (Australian echidna) is the source of this 375-nucleotide messenger RNA. Its product is annotated as probable RNA-binding protein EIF1AD. The record is from RefSeq and is a predicted model, not a curated record. The coding region runs from base 1 to 375 and encodes 124 amino acids. Lineage: Eukaryota; Metazoa; Chordata; Mammalia; Monotremata; Tachyglossidae. Gene Ontology annotation, cellular component: nucleus. The transcript has a single exon. Gene Ontology annotation, molecular function: translation initiation factor activity; RNA binding. Gene Ontology annotation, biological process: translational initiation.